Molecule: messenger RNA, 1743 nt
Organism: Panicum hallii
Lineage: Eukaryota; Viridiplantae; Streptophyta; Magnoliopsida; Poales; Poaceae
Product: rhomboid-like protein 15
Exons: 13
Coding region: 222-1412 (396 amino acids)
Biological process (GO): endoplasmic reticulum unfolded protein response
Cellular component (GO): endoplasmic reticulum membrane; Hrd1p ubiquitin ligase ERAD-L complex
Molecular function (GO): ubiquitin-specific protease binding; misfolded protein binding; serine-type endopeptidase activity
Source: RefSeq, a predicted model, not a curated record
GACCCCUGGAAGCUUCGACAUUUCCGCCCCGGCCGUAGCUCGGAAAGCAAGCAACGGCUCACUUGAUUUGCUCGGGGCCCCAAAACCCUCGAGAUCUCGGCUGGUGCCUGGUGGAGUGGUGGUGUCCCCCUCCCCCCCCCCUUCGCGCGAGAGGGCUCCCCCGCCUCCGAAGCUUCGAUCUCGACUCCCCGCCAGCGAGCGGCUGCAGCGGCGGGUCCGAGAUGCGCCCCAACAUCAUCACCGAGGCUGGGAUUCCAACUAGGUUGAAUCAGUGGUGGAGCAGCAUUCCGUUCAUUACUUCUGGUGUUGUCUUGAUAUGUGGAGCAAUUUAUCUGCUGUGCUUGUUGGUUGGCUAUGACUCCUAUGAUGAGAUAUGCUUCUUGCCUUCUGCAGUAGCAUCACAGUUUCAAGUGUACAGGUUCUACACAUCUGUUCUCUUUCAUGGUUCUUUGCUUCAUGUGCUAUUCAACAUGCUUGCAUUGGUACCCUUGGGCACCGAGUUGGAGAGAAUUAUGGGAUCAGUCCGUCUCUUAUUCUUGAUGUUCCUUCUUGCAACAACAAAUGCAAUUCUCCAUCUCACAAUUGCUUUCUUGGUGGCUUACAAUCCUUUGUACCCUGUCGCUUAUCUUGUGAAUGAAUGCUCCAUUGGCUUUUCUGGAGUUAUAUUCUCAAUGAUUGUGAUUGAAACAAGUCUGAGUGGUGUGCAAUCGCGAAGUGUCUUCGGCCUCUUCAAUGUUCCUGCAAAAUGGUAUGCAUGGAUUUUGCUGGUACUGUUUCAGUUUCUCGCAAGCAAUGUUUCAUUGCUGGGGCACCUGUGCGGCAUCUUGUCAGGAUUUGCAUACACUUAUGGGCUUUUCAACUACUUGCUUCCUGGGCCAUCAUUUUAUUCUAAAAUUGAGGGCUUGUCAGCACUAUCUGUUUGUGUGAGGCGGCCUGGUUUUAUUCUAUGUACUGGAGGGACUACAUAUGGCCAGCUUCCUACAUACUCUAACACGUCUGCCGCACCAAGUGCUCUCAUAAAUGGAAAUUUCUUGAGAAAUAUAUCUUCAUGGAUGCCAAACAGGCAGAUAUCCACUGUUCAGGAAGGAGAAGACCCCAGGUUUCCAGGGAGAGCACGGACACUUGAUUCUGCAGGCGCUGAACCCGCUGCAAGGGAGGCAAGUGCAAAUUUGCAUGCGAGGUUGUUGGAUAACACAACUCCAAGUGAACCCCUAACGAAUUCACAGCAUACAGUUGCAAACACAGUCAGAGCUGAUGCAACGGUAACACCAGAUCAGGUUGAUACAUUCGAUGAAGAACUUAAGAAGCUGGUUGGGAUGGGUUUUGAAAAGACUCAGGCUGAAGUUGCACUUGCUGCAGCUGAUGGAGAUCCAAAUGUUGCCAUUGAGAUUCUGAUGAGUCAGGAGGGCUGAAGUUUAAUCGAACAGUACAAAUUCAAGGGAAGCACGGAUAUCGAGCCAAUUUUUUUCUUCUUAUGAAAGUUCAAAAGUUAGCUGUGAUUAGAAUCUAGGAAUGGAGCAUGUGGGGUGACUGGAUUGUGCUUUGGUGGUUGCUGAAAAGGAUGCCUGCAAUCAUGCGCAGCCUGGUUGUAUUUCUCAAGGCUGUCUCCAAAAUAUAUGUAAAGUAGAAAUUAGUGUUGGAGGUUCUGUCGAACUUUGACAUACGGACAAUCUGGAGAAUGCUGAAUUGAAUCCUAAAACACCUAGUGGUUAAUGAUAAUUGUCCCUCAAGUCUGGCCAGCUA